ACGGGCUACGGAGGGCGGCGCAGGCGCUGCGCGCCAAGCUCGCGAGAGAACAUGCCCGGAGACUGAAGGCCCCCGCACCGCCCGCGCCGCCUGUCGAUCACCUGGCCCCGCCCCGCGCCGGCGCGCCCCCCGGCAAGCCCCGGCCGGGCGGGAAGCGAACGCGCGCUCCCUUCCGUUACCCUCCUCUUGCGGGAAGGGCGGGGGAGGCUGGAGGCGCGUGCUCGCGAGCUGCGUGCUCGCGUACGUCGCCGGGUUCGGCUGCGUCCGUCCCGCCGCCCGCCCGUUGCCGCCGCCGCCGCCGCCGCCGCCGUCGCCGCGCUUUCGCUUCGCCGGCCGCCGCCUAGGGGGGCUGGGGCCAGGCCAAGCCGCCGCCGCCGAAGCUGUUGCCGGGAUGCCACGGGUGUACAUCGGUCGCCUGAGCUACCAGGCCCGGGAGCGCGAUGUGGAGCGCUUCUUUAAGGGCUACGGGAAGAUCCUGGAGGUGGAUCUGAAGAACGGAUAUGGGUUUGUGGAGUUUGAUGAUCUGCGAGAUGCAGAUGAUGCUGUUUAUGAACUGAAUGGCAAAGACCUUUGUGGUGAGCGAGUAAUUGUUGAGCAUGCCCGCGGCCCGCGACGAGAUGGCAGUUACGGUUCUGGACGCAGUGGAUAUGGUUAUAGAAGAAGUGGCCGAGAUAAAUAUGGCCCUCCUACCCGCACAGAAUACAGACUUAUUGUGGAGAAUUUGUCAAGUCGGUGCAGCUGGCAAGACCUAAAGGAUUAUAUGCGUCAGGCAGGAGAAGUGACCUAUGCAGAUGCUCACAAGGGACGCAAAAAUGAAGGGGUGAUUGAAUUUGUAUCUUACUCUGAUAUGAAAAGAGCUUUGGAAAAGUUAGAUGGAACUGAAGUCAAUGGCAGAAAAAUCAGAUUAGUUGAAGACAAGCCUGGUUCUAGACGACGCCGGUCCUACUCCAGGAGCCGGAGUCACUCAAGAUCUCGCUCUCGAAGCAGACAUUCUCGUAAGAGCAGAAGCCGAAGCGGCAGCAGCAAAAGCAGUCAUUCUAAGAGUAGAUCCCGAUCCAGGUCAGGCUCCCGUUCCCGGAGCAAGAGCCGCAGCCGCAGCCAGAGCCGCAGCCGCAGCAAGAAGGACAAGAGCCGGAGCCCCAGCAAGGACCAGAGCCGGAGCCGCAGCCGCAGCCCCGACAAGCGCCGCAGCAAGAGCAAGGACCAGGCCGAGGAGAAGGUCCAGAACAGCGACAGCACCGGCAAGUCCAAGAGCCGCAGCCCCAGCAGGCAGAAAAGCAAGAGCAGAAGUAGAAGCCGCAGUCAGGAGGGGGGCGCGCAGGAGAAGCGGGGCAGCGUGAGCAGGAGCAGAAGCAAGGAGAAGAGCCUGCGCAAGAGCCGCAGCCGCAGCCGCAGCAAAGGCGGCAGCCGCAGCCGCAGCCGCAGCAAGAGCAAGGACAAGAGGAAGGGGAGGAAGAGAAGCAGGGAGGAGAGCCGCAGCCGCAGCCGCAGCCGCAGCCGCAGCAAGAGCGAGAGGAGCAGAAAGCGAGGCGGCAAGCGAGACAGCAAGUCGGGCAGCAGCAAGAAGAAGAAGAAGGAAGACGCCGGCCGCUCCCAGUCCAGGUCGCGAUCCCGCUCGGGCUCGAAGGAGCGGGAGCGCGCCAAGCCCGAGUCUGGCCAGAGGGAAGGCCGAGGGGAGAGUGAGGAUGCUGGCGCCAAUCAGGAGACCCGGUCCAGGUCGAGGUCCAAUUCCAAAUCAAAACCAAACCUCCCGUCAGAAUCACGCUCCAGAUCAAAGUCCGCGUCAAAAACCCGAUCCCGGUCCAAGUCUAGAUCCAGGUCUGCGUCCAGAUCGCGCUCCCGGUCUAGAUCUAGGUCCCACUCAAGGUCCUAACUGGCUACGGCCACAGCUGGAACUACCCGAGGAGUCUUUUGUACAUGUUUGGUAGCCGUAGCACAAGUGAUUGAAGUAGAACAUGCGUCACUGCUGUACAUUUUUAACUCCCCUAAUGGUGUGUCUACAGUUGUUAAGUCUAAGCGCUUCCUCUCCGUAAAGCCUCCUGGCGUCAGGCCUUCCUGCUCGACUGAAAGCAGUCUUCUCUUUGAAAGCCCCCUUUACUCAUGGCCCACAGUAGAAUAUCCAAAAUGCCUUGGCUUUGAGGCCUGGCCUUUCCUACAGGGAGCUCAGUACCUGGAUGGCUUUAAGGCUGGAAUGAUGACAUAGGUAGGUAUGGUGAGUUCAACCAUUUUGCCCUUGAAUUGAUGCCCUUUGAUGUAUGCCAUUUAGUGAAAGUGCUAAGUCUUAAGUUUCCUACCACUUUGGUUUCAUAUUUUUGGACUUAACAAAGUUGUGAAUAGCACAGUCGAGGGAAAUUGAUACCUGCAGUAACCCAUAGGAAAUAAACUGUAGAGUUCCAUAUUCUGGUAUUGUGAUUAUAUUGUUUUAUAUUAAAAAAGAAAAGAAAAGAAUUUUUUUUAAUUUUAUUUUUCCCCGUCUUGCAAAGUAUAGUGACCCCUGUUUCCAUUAAAUUUGAAUAAAGACUAUUUUUGCUUGACAAAA
This is a messenger RNA of Lipotes vexillifer (Yangtze River dolphin), 2539 nucleotides long. It is a transcript of the gene SRSF4, whose product is annotated as serine and arginine rich splicing factor 4. Gene Ontology annotation, cellular component: nucleus; cytoplasm. Bases 392 to 1873 code for a protein of 493 amino acids. Gene Ontology annotation, molecular function: mRNA binding. Lineage: Eukaryota; Metazoa; Chordata; Mammalia; Artiodactyla; Lipotidae. The record is from RefSeq and is a predicted model, not a curated record. The transcript is spliced from 6 exons.